Dovyalis caffra is the source of this 1020-nucleotide messenger RNA. NCBI's taxonomy places the organism in Eukaryota, Viridiplantae, Streptophyta, Magnoliopsida, Malpighiales, Salicaceae. The record is from the annotation of a GenBank genome assembly.
AUGGUCUAUCAGAAGAAACUUGUGGAUGAGGUAUCUGGCUGGCUAAAAAUCUUCGACGAUGGCUUGGUGGACAGGACAUGGACCGGACCCCCUGAGGUCAAGUUCAUGACAGAGUCAGUGCCUCCUCAUGAGGAAUUCAUUGACGGUGUUGCCGUACGUGAUGUCACCGUAGAUGAAAAGUCUGGCCUUAGUGUCAGAAUUUAUCUACCCCAACAUGAACCUGACAAUACAGAUAUUAACAAUAAGCUUCCCAUAAUUGUCCAUUUUCAUGGGGGUGGUUUUUGCAUUAGCCAAGCUGAUUGGUAUAUGUAUUAUUACAUAUACUCUAGGCUUGCUAGGUCAGCUCCAGCAAUUGUUGUCUCGGUCUACUUAAGGCUAGCCCCUGAGCAUCGCCUCCCAGCUGCAAUUGAUGAUGGGUUCUCUGCCCUCAUGUGGCUUCGUGCAUUAGCACAAGGACAUGACUCUUAUGAGCGAUGGCUUAAUAAUUAUGGAGAUUUCAACAGGGUUUUUCUUAUUGGAGAUAGCUCGGGAGCCAACUUGGUGCACCAUGUGGCUGCACGUGCUGGUCAAGUGGGUUUGAGUCCGAUGAGACUUGCCGGAGGUAUUCCAGUCCAUCCGGGAUUUGUCCGGUCAGAGAGGAGUAAAUCCGAGAUGGAGCAACCAGAAUCACCAUUCUUAACCCUAGACAUGGUGGACAGGUUCUUGAAGUUGGCAUUGCCAAAAGGGAGUACCAAGGACCACCCUUUUACGUGUCCGAUGGGGCAUGCAGCGCCUCCGCUGGACGGCCUUAAUCUGCCACCGUUCUUGCUUUGCGUGGCGGAGACUGACUUGAUUAGGGACACUGAGAUGGAGUACUAUGAAGCCAUGAAAAAGGCUAAUAAGGAUGUGGAGUUGCUAAUUAAUCCUGGAGUGGGUCACAGCUUUUAUCUUAACAAGAUUGCAGUUGAUAUGGACCCACAUACAGCUGCUCAAACUACUAGCCUAAUGGAAGGGAUCAUAGAGUUCAUCAAGAAGCACUAA